This is a messenger RNA of Misgurnus anguillicaudatus (oriental weatherfish), 2135 nucleotides long. RefSeq names its product cytidine and dCMP deaminase domain containing 1 (gene cdadc1). Gene Ontology annotation, molecular function: dCMP deaminase activity; zinc ion binding. Gene Ontology annotation, cellular component: cytoplasm. The record is from RefSeq and is a predicted model, not a curated record. NCBI's taxonomy places the organism in Eukaryota, Metazoa, Chordata, Actinopteri, Cypriniformes, Cobitidae.
CACAUAUGACGUCAGCGCAAAUAGGAACAGGACAACGUAAAGACGAGCUAGUCGUUGUUCCUAGCCGUUUCUAGCCAAAUGACAGCUCACUGUUAGUGAAUGGCAGAAUCUCAUAGUCGGCGGUCUCGUCGGGAUUUCGAAGAAAACAAAUGUGUCCCAAACGGCGAGGAGGUGCGAUAUGUAAAGGACGUUGGCGUACAGACGGAGGCCAAAGUACAAGAUCAGUUUCCUAGAUUGUCCAAGGACAACCUCUUCACGUUGUUAAGUCUAUGGAUGGAACUUUUCCCCAAAAAAGAAGAAGGGUGCAGAGAAAAUGAUGCUACUGCAGACAGUGGCCUCGUGGUGGUCAAGGAGUGCAGAGUCCUGGAUCUUCAUUGCUCCGGUGUGGGGUUGCAUGCAGGCCAGGUGGCUGUCAUCAAACACGGCCCCAGACUAAAAGGAUGCGAUCUUUACUUUUCCAGAAAACCUUGUUCAACCUGCCUCAAGAUGCUCAUCAACGUUGGCGUGAACAGGAUCUCCUACUGGCCCAGUGAUACUGAGAUCAGCUUGCUGUCAGGUGGGAGCGAUACUGCAGAUUCCACCCACCAAGAGGCCAUCUUGGACGCGACAGCUGCAGAAAGACUAAAGUCCAACAGCAGACCGCACAUCUGCGUCCUUUUGCAAUCUCUAGGCUGUAACAUGCUGCAAUUCGUUGACGAAACUUCUCAGAAGUGUGACUUCCUUGGAAAGAUUGCAGCUGAUAAUCCGGCUCUAGAUGUUUCUGAUAUCUUCAGGAGGGAGCGGUGGAACAACUUGGAUGAUUUGUUGAAAAGGUUCUUUAUAAAUGAUGAGGAACAGCACAAGUACGUUCUGAACAAGAUGGGACUUGAGAACUUUGUGGUGGAACAAAAUUUCCAUAACCUGAGGGAACACAUGAAGGAUCUGAUUAAGGUUUUAGCCUCGGUGGCCGCCGGCGUUCCGGUUCUACAGAGUGAAUAUGGGUUCUUUACGAGAGAUCUCCCAGCAUCGGGUUCUUCAGCGUUGCCUCAGGAUGUUGCACGACAUUGUAUCAUACAAGCCCGAUUACUGGCCUGCAGAACAGAGGAUCCCAAAGUGGGUGUUGGUGCGGUAAUUUGGGCCGAGGGGAAACAGUCAAAAUGUGAUGGCACCGGUCGUUUCUACUUGGUGAGCUGUGGCUACAACGCCUACCCGUUAGGCUCGGGGUACGCAGACUACCCGCGCAUGGAUCAUAGGCAAGAGGAGAGACAGAACACAAAGUACAGAUACGUCCUGCAUGCAGAACAGAAUGCUCUCACAUUCAGGAGCACAGAGAUUAAAGAUGAGGACAACACCAUGAUGUUUGUAACCAAAUGUCCGUGUGACGAAUGCGUUCCUCUGAUUGGCUGCGCUGGAAUAAAACAAAUCUACACCACUGAUCUGGACAGUGGCAAAGUGAAGAACGAUAUCUCCUACCUCAGGUUUAACAAACUCGCCGGAGUUCAGAAGUUUGUUUGGCAACAGAAAUGUUGUGAUGGACAAACUACAGAGCAAACGGCUCCAUCAGGGUCAAAUGGCUUCUUGAAACGAAGAGAUGAAGACAUUGAAUUUCAGUGCAACAAAAGACUGCGAUCAUAAUCUAGAUUUACAAUGCUACUUUCUUGCCUGUUUGUCAGCCAAAAUCUACAAAUGCGAGAAACACAUCACCAUCAGGAUAUGGAUGGGCCACAGUUUUAAACAUCUUUUUAUUUUAAUGCAUCCCUGGGUGUUGCUUGCCCAAGUUGAGCUACAGGAAUACGUUGUAUGGCAUGCCAUAAAUAUCAUGCCACUUUAUGCAAACUGUUUUAGGUUAAUACAAAGUAAAUGGGCAAGCAAAAUGGUUUUAUUGGUUAAACAGGACCGUCCCUUUAAAUUGAAAAGAAUUUAAUUUUAAAUUACACAGGCACAAAAUGUUUUAAUUUUUAAAGGAUGACGUAAAAUAUCAUCACUGUAAAAACAUCUAGGGUUUCUCAAAAAUGCACUUUUGUGUCUGUGCUGUUAUUUUAAUUGUUGAUGCAUGUAAACAUCAGACCUUAAAGAGAUAGUUCACCAAAAAUUUUUAAUUCUGUCAUCAUUUACUCACUCUCAUGUUGUUACAAACCUGCAUAAAUUUCUUUGUU